AUGGCAGAAGCCCUUGGAAUCGUCGCGAGUGUUAUCGCGGUUCUUCAGCUCACCACCAGUGUCACUGGGUACUGCUACAAGUAUAUUAGCACCGUUAUAACAGCUCCCAUGGGGAUUGAAAAGAUGGCCGCCGAGCUAUCUGCCAUCAACAUUCUCCUCCGAGCGAUCAAGGCUGAAAUUAUAAAAAGUGGAGGCUCACCUAAUACUCCCUCGAACCAGGUGGCCUUCACCGCGGAGAUAGAAAAGAUACUUCCCGGGUAUGAACAGGAGCUAAAUGAGCUGUUAUUGCUGUUCCGGGAAAGAGACUCAAGUGUAGCGAGGAGGUUACAGAGCCGGUUUUCCUGGCCAAUAAAGACGGCGGAUAUAGAGAGGGAGAUUGGAAGACUCCGGAGAUAUAAGGAUCUUUUUCAAUUCGCUCUUACUCUGGAUAUUGCGAAGAUGACUAGAGUUAUUGAGAUCUAUUCCCGGAAUGUAGAUCGAAGUGUAAAGGAGAUCCUGUCUACUGUAGAGAAGGAGUAUACCAUUCAAAGACAAAAAGAGGCUCGGGAGGAGAGCGAUCGACAUACACUUAAAAGCAAGGAUGUUUUCAAGUGGCUUUUCCAAGGUCAAUGGGACAUCAAACAUACAGACAUCCAAAAAAGGCAACAUCCUGGAACAGGUCUCUGGCUCUUACGCCAUCCACAGUUUAAGUCCUGGCUGGACGGUACAGAGGGCCAGAUAUUGUGCGGAUUUGGCAUACCUGGGGCGGGAAAGACGGUAAUGAGCUGUAUUGUUAUUGACCACAUUAAAGACCGAAUCCUAUCGCUUCCGAACUGUUCCCUCGGUUAUAUCUACUUCAGCUAUCACGACCAAGCCCAGAAAACACUUGAGAAAGUCCUUCGGAGCCUCAUCCAACAACUCUGGCGUAGAUCCACGUCGCCAAACGGGGAAAUCCCGAAAGCUCUUGAGCGGCUAUAUGACCGAUUCAACGGUACUCCUGAGGAGGGCCCAUCCAUAUCAGAACUAGAACAAGCGCUACUAGAUAUAAAAAAUGAGUUUACUGUGGUUUAUUUUGUCUUUGACGCUUUAGAUGAGUUCGACGAGGGAAUAGAACGUACGCACCUACUUCGCCUAUUUUCUGCCCUUGGGUCCGGCAACGGAAAGGUCUUUAUUACCAGUCGACCCCAUAUACAGGACAUCGUAUGUGCAGCAGAAGCUUGGAACACGAUUGUAAUCGAGGCAAAACAGGACGAUGUCCGCCUAUUCUUGAACGGCACAAUUGAAGUAAAUCGAGGGGCGGGGCGGAUGAUUAGGGGUGAAUUGAGAGAAUUCGUGGUAUCGAGCCUAGUGCACGACUGCAAAGGAAUGUUCUUACUCGCUCAACUGUAUAUCGAACGUCUGUGCCAACAAAUCACCGAAACCCAAGUACGAAAGGCCAUGAUAGAGCUGAAGGCAACUGUUGAAACCGGCUCUAAAGACGCUCUGCAAGAGUGCUAUGAUCAUGCUAUGGACAGGAUUCGCAGGCAGAGUCCGUCUCGUGUGGCUCUCGCCCAAAAGGUACUUGUAUGGCUUGUGAAGACCAAGUUGAAACCGAACAUUGACGAGCUUCGGGCAGUUUUAUCUGUUGACGAUGAUAUGACGACGAUUACAGAAGCCGAUAUGCCUGAGGCUGGUCUUCUGGUUGAGGUAUGUGCGGGGCUAGUCACUAUUGAACACUCAAGCAAUAGCGUUCAAUUCGCGCACCAUACAGUGGAGGAAUACCUGGAGACUAAAUUCAUUGCCGAUAUGUCGCUUGUUUCCGAGAUGAUCUUGGUUUCAUCUAUAAACUACCUGAGAGUGACUGGCAGCACCUGCUGUGACCAAAUGACGUUUGACAUAUUGAACAAUCUGGAUUACUAUGUGGUCAACUGUAACCAGGAUCGUCACACAGAUAUUUUCAUUGGCCUAUUGGAGAGCAAGCUCUACGGGAAAUGGUUCCUCUGGAGCUCGGAAGUAUACUCGCCAUUAGUACAGGCAUGUUGGUGGAGGCAUCUUCCAUCCGUCGAAUACUUUCUCCGUAAAGGGGAGUCCGUCUACAAAACAGUUGGGAGAGGCCUGACACUUCUAGAUUACGCGUGCUUAGCAGCCGAUGAGAAGUUGGUUAAGCUGCUGAUCGAUGGAGAUGCAGACGUUAAGAAGGAUGUGCCUGAUGAUGGUACAAUAACUAAAUGUACGAUUAGCGACGAUAUGGACGUGUGGGCUUACGACUGGGCUGAGUACUGGGCCAAAGGAGCUCAGGCAUUGGGGAUAGCCGGUCAACUAGGGGAUCGCAAGAAGUUUGAGGUACUCCAACGGCGUGGAGCUACAUUCUUCUCCGCCAAAAGAUAUAAGAUGGGUCGUAUUCACAUGAUGAUAAGACUUCCGCAAGUACACGUGGGACCAUGGUCCCGAACCCACCCGCCGCUACCAAAUGACUAUGUCAACAUCGUCCGAGCUUUGAUAACGUCCAACGAUCAACUGGAGAGUAAAUUGCGCGACUUAUGCAAGAUCUUUGAAGUUCUCAAAGCGAGAUCAGAGAAUGAUCGAGUAGAGGUUCUAAAGCAUGACUUACCCGCACUGUUAGCAACGCUGGGUACAUUGAUCGCAGAGGGUGAGGACAUCGAAGAGCCAGACUUCGCGGGUCGUACGGCGUUGCACGUGGCUGUUUUCGAGGGGGUCACCGCCAUUGUCAAGGCUUUACUCCAACAAGGUGCGAGUGUUAGUGCGACGGAUUAUGGUCGCAACACGCCUUUGCAUCUAGCAGUGUCCGCACAUUGUGGUCGCUAUCCGAUCGUCGAGAAUCUCUGGCGGGAGCGCGAGGAGAUAGUUGAAGUACUGUUGAACGCCGGUUCUGAUGUGACCACCCGAAACAAUCUUUCGUUGACACCGCUACAUCUUGCGGCUGCUCAUGGGACUAACAAUAUCGUGGAUAAUCUACUCUCCAAAGGCGCCGAUGUGCUCAGUCCGACCUGGAGACUGGAGACACCGCUACAUUUUGCGGCUACCCGGGAGACCAACGACAUCGUAGAUACUCUACUCUCCAAAGGCGCCGAUGUGCACAGUCGAAACCACCUUGGAUGGACACCAUUAUACAAGGCAAUUGCCAAUAAGAGAAUCAAACUUGUAGAAACAUUACUCUCCAGAGGUGCCGACGUACUCAGUCGGAACAAGCAUGGGAAGACAUUAUUGCACAUAGCAAUUUCCAGUAAUUCAAAGGAAAUUGUGGAAAUCUUACUUUCCAAUGGCGCCGACGUACUCAGUCAAGACAUGUAUGGAAGGACAUCACUGCACACUGCAACCUCCGUUGGGGGGAUUGAAAUUGCGGAAGCCUUACUCUCCAAAGGCGCCGAUGUACUCAGUCUAGAUAGGGAUGGAAUGACACCACUGCACACUGCAGCCUCCUUUGGAAAAAUUGAAAUCGCGGAAGCCUUACUCUCCAGAGGCGCCGACGUACUCAAUCAAACCCGCGAUGGGGAGACUGCUUUAAUGAUUGUGCGGAUGAAAAAAGAUAAACUUCCAAAGUCAAAUAUUGGGAUGCACAAGACAUUUUGUCAAAUGGAAGAUUUCUUGUCGCGGAAAGAGCAGGAGGCCAGCGCGGUUGAACAGAUUCCUUGA
This is a messenger RNA of Morchella sextelata, 3612 nucleotides long. RefSeq lists its product as uncharacterized. Bases 1 to 3612 code for a protein of 1203 amino acids. The transcript has 6 exons. Lineage: Eukaryota; Fungi; Ascomycota; Pezizomycetes; Pezizales; Morchellaceae. Gene Ontology annotation, cellular component: cytoplasm; nucleus. Gene Ontology annotation, molecular function: protein binding. The record is from RefSeq and is a predicted model, not a curated record.